This is a messenger RNA of Seminavis robusta, 3642 nucleotides long. The record is from the annotation of a GenBank genome assembly. NCBI's taxonomy places the organism in Eukaryota, Bacillariophyta, Bacillariophyceae, Naviculales, Naviculaceae.
AUGAAAACUCCUUCCUCCGUCUAUUACAAUGUAUUGAUCAAACCCAAGGGCAGCUCUUCUGCUGCUUCCGUCACUGGCAAGUUGGUCUUGUCAUCCAAUGGACUCAUUUUCUAUCCCAACCAACAGGAAGAAGAAGUCAAAGAUGAAAUUGCCACUGUAGUAUCCAAAAAUAAUAGUGGCAAGAUCAAGAUGGCCUGGAAGAAUUUGAUGAAGCAUCAGAUGAAUGGAGCCGACAAGCCACGACCCAUGCUGAAACUCGUACAUCGAAAUGGAACGACUCAUCUCCUCAAAUUCAAGUCGAGAGAGGAACUGCAAAAGGCAUUCGAUGAUAUCUCGGAAAGACGAGAACUAACUACAAAAGAAGAAACACAAAAAGAAGAAGAUGGCGAAGAAGCCAAGGAAGAAAUAUCAGCUUUGGACAGCAGUGACAUGGAAACCAACAUUGAUUCCUCAUUUACUAGCCAUUCUUCGGUCAAGGAUUUGAUGCUGGAUGGCUCCUCCAAAAUGGCAGACACGAGCUUGAAGGAUUCCAGCUGGAACGAUUCCUCUCUCUACACGCAGAGUCGCCGACAACAACAUGAUCGAGAACAAGGAAUCCCAGGUGCUUUCCGUUCGACAGCUUCACCAGUCGCCAAGAGGGAAAAAUCACCAAAACGACAAAAACAAGCUAAUGUACCCUCUUCCAUGACCCAGGAUGCUUCAGAACCUGGGCAACUAGCGGAUCAAAAUCGGGGAAUCCCAGGUGCUUUCAGUUCGACGGCUCCACCAGUCACUUCUUCCAAGAGGGGAAAAUCACCAAAGCGACAAAGGCAAACCAAUGUAGCGUCGUAUGUGACCCAAAAAGCUUCGGAACCUGGGCAACUAGCAGAUCAAGAGCAGGGAAUCCCAGGUGCUUUUAGUUCCACGGCUCCUCCGAUUACUUCUUCCAAAAGGAAGAAAUCACAAAACCGACAAAAGCAAACCAAUGUGGCCUCGUCCAUGACUCAGGAUGUAUCCGAAACACAGCAACUAGCGGCAUCCCGUACCACUCCCAACGACACAAAUAGAGCCUCCAAGGGCAACAGAAAGAAGCAUACCAGACGAGCCGAACGAGCUGGUGCUCAAAACAUCCGGUACUCCACAACCAACGAACCCAUGCCAGAUCUGGUGCCACCUGGAACGGUUGUGGGUCAGUCUCCCGCGGAGGCACAAAAAGGGAAAUCGAGAAUGGCUCCACAACGGUCACCAUUUCCCCACGAAAAGUUUGGCAAUAGUACAAUAGCAUCCUCACAAACAGCAGGAAAAAAGAGAAUCAAUGAGAAUGACGAAGCAAAUGUCGGUGUAGUACCGGUUAGCCGCAACGACUACUUUGGUGACGAGGACAUGACGAACAGCCAGCAUUCCUCCCCAGAACAAGGUUCCCAAGACGAGUUGCUGAUGACGAUGCAACAACAACCACACGAUGUUCACCUGGUGGAAGCUAGUCUCGUUCCUGAUGAGGAAGAAGUGGACCAUGACAUGAUUCCUCAAGCUGAAAUUGUGCAACCCAAAGAAGGACUGGCAAAGUAUCUACCGGAAAGUAAGCGCAAAGCACGAUUGUGCUUUGGACUGUGCGCACUGUUGACGAUUGCCAUUAUCACUGUCGUGGUGGUGGGAGUUGUUUGUGGCACGGGCAAUUGUGGAGGUGGUGGUAGCAGUGGUUUUGAUCCUACACCUGCGCCCACCAGCAGUGGGCCUGUGGAACUUGUGUCUCCGACUGUGGCAGUGCCCAUUUUGGGAAGCGUCGAGAUUCUCUUGCCGAACUACACUGUCCCCAUGCUCUCAGAUCCGUCCACAGCUCAGUCCAAAGCGUUUGCAUGGCUGGCUGUCCACCAGAUCGAGUGUUAUGACGAGGGAGCUGAGCGGGGGCGGGUCCAGUCCUUGAAACUGGUGGUAUUUCGAUUGCCAUUACAAGGCAACAUACCACCCGAAGUGGAAUUGCUUGCCUCCAUGGAAACCUUCGAAAUCGAAGAAUCACAGUGGAGUGGAUAUCUUCCAGCUGUCCUGCCGUACCAGUUGGGGUACUUGCCAAUGCUCAAAUCCUUCUCGGUCCUGUCCAACCAACUGUCUGGCACGCUCCCCCCUUCCAUCUUGGGUGGAAUGACAUCAUUGACAGCCUUGACCCUUGGUAAUAAUUUGGCCACGGGCAAGCUGCCAACAGAGAUCGGAAAGCUCACCAGGCUGACUUUUCUGGAUGUGGAUACAAAUGAUUUUUCAGGCCCGCUAAUUUCAGAAAUUGGCCUUUUGCUCGAGUUGACACGUGUUGACAUUGACGGAAACAUGUUAAGUGGACGCCUUCCAAGCGAAUUCUUCAAUUUGGUCGCCUUGACUUUUUUGGAUAUUGGAGAAAAUCGCCUUACAGGAACUGUUGGAAGUGAAAUAGGCCUUCUCACUGGUCUCGAGUGGCUGGGCUAUGCGACAAACCAACUCCGUGUGCUGCCCAGCGAACUUGGACUUUUGACGAUGCUCACUGACCUCGAAUGCAGUGCCAACCGCUUUGGCAAUGUGAUACCUACUGAAUUGGCCAGGCUUACUCUGCUCACAGAUUUGCAUCUGUACGAUGAUACAUUGAUCGGGCCAAUCCCUUCAGAGUUCUGCUUGAUGUCUCAGUUAGCUUCACUGCAACUGGACGAUAACAGCCUUUCUCAACCAAUACCUUCCUGCUUGGGAAUGCUAUCCAAUCUGCAAGAACUGCAAUUGAACCGGAACCAACUCACCGGCUCCAUACCAAGUGAGAUAGGGCUAAUGACGCAGUUGACUCAAUUGAGACUCGACGAAAACCAAAUUUCACAGAGAGUGCCAUCCACGCUGGGAUCACUUCUGGUCCUAAACCACUUGGAUUUCGAAGAAAACUUGUUGACAGGCCCUAUUCCAUCGGUCAUUGGUGCCUUGACAGAGCUAACCCGUUUGCGGAUGGACAACAAUCAGUUAUCCGAUCGUCUACCAACUACUUUUGGUUUCUUGACCAAACUGGAGUACCUGGAUUUUGAGGAGAAUGCUCUGACUGGGCCAAUCCCAAGCCAGUUCCAGAUGCUAACUAACCUGUUAUAUCUCUACCUGGAGGACAAUGCUUUGACAGGUCCAAUCCCCGGCCAGUUGCAAAUGCUCACAAACUUGUUGGAGCUGACACUGAGUCACAAUCGUCUCACUGGUACCAUUGGACCAUUGGGAUCACUCUCAACUCUCCUGUAUUUGGCUUUUACAGAAAACCUCUUGGUUGGCCCUAUUCCAUCUGACAUUGGUGCCUUGACUGCUUUGACAAACCUGAGAAUAGACAAUAAUCAACUGUUGGGCCGGAUCCCAUCUACCAUUGGCUUGCUGGCAAACUUGGAAGACUUGUAUCUUUCCCAGAACGGUUUGACGGGCCCUAUCCCAACAGAGCUGCGAAUGCUCACCAAGCUUGAUGAGCUCAUUCUGGGUUUCAACAGACUUUCUGGUACAAUUGCAACUGAGCUAGGAGAGCUUUCGACAGUGUCAAAUAUGUGGCUCGACCGGAAUGGUCUUUCCGGAAGCGUGCCUGAAAGCGUCUGCGCCUUGACCAUCGAUGGGGAGUUGAGUAGUUUAAGGGUGGACUGCUUGGAGGCCGUUGCUUGCCCAGAAAACUGCAAUUGUGAGUGUUACUAG